Molecule: messenger RNA, 2197 nt
Organism: Drosophila montana
Lineage: Eukaryota; Metazoa; Arthropoda; Insecta; Diptera; Drosophilidae
Gene: CNT2
Product: Concentrative nucleoside transporter 2
Exons: 9
Coding region: 241-2085 (614 amino acids)
Biological process (GO): nucleoside transmembrane transport
Cellular component (GO): plasma membrane
Molecular function (GO): nucleoside:sodium symporter activity
Source: RefSeq, a predicted model, not a curated record
GGUUUUAGUCUUGCCACGACAGUCGAUCAGUUAAUAUGGACUCGCUGCGACAUUACCUGAGCUGAUGUUUCACCAACUGGCAUAUCAUUAAUUUCGUUUAACAUAUGUGCGUGUUUUUAUAUACUUGACUAUAACUCAAAUACCUGGCAGUUAAAACCAGCGAAGGUUGUAAGCAAACGCAGUUGAAAACGUGUUUGCUACGCUAUAAAUGAGAUAACAACAAUAAUAACAGAUAUAAAGAUGGAGAGUAAAACUUCAACAGGUGCCAUUAACAAUGCUUAUGAAUUGGAUCAGACUGAAGUAGCUAACCCAAAUCGUGAAUUACAUAAGACUGAUUAUCAAGUUGAUAAUAUCCAUGAUCAUGAACCAAUGCAGAAUGGUGGCGCCACGGAAAGGCAGGGGAACAAAAAAUUGAUACGUUGGAUUAAAAUAGGUUUUCAAAUACUUUUACAAAUCGGUAUUGUCGGCUACUUUUCCUAUGCCACAUAUCACUAUCACGAUCUGAAUAAAUAUGACUGCAAAUAUAAUAUUAAUCUGCCGCUAUGUGGCAUACGAUUCUGCACCGGCUAUGGCAUGCUCGUACUGCUGCUGGGCUUCAUCUAUUUGGGUCUAUUCUACUAUCUGAUAUUCAAGCCCAAAGUUGGACGAUCAUUGCAUAAGAACUAUCUGCAUCCAGCGUCCGUUAGAUGGCAUAAGUUCUCCAGAACGCGCGUCGUUUCGACUGCCUGCAUCGUGAUAUUGCUCAUACUUCUGGCCAUAUUUUUGUUCUUCGAGACGAGGGAAAAUCCGAAAAAGCUGAUCUCCUUGGUGGCGCCAUGUUUCUUCGUAUUCUGCGGCUAUGUGUUCUCCACGAAGCGCAGCGCCAUCAAAUGGCGUAUUGUGGUUACGGGCAUUACGUGCCAGUUUCUGUUGGGCAUCUUCUGCAUACGCUGGGAGGUGGGUCGCCAGAUCUUCGAGUGUUUGGGCAACAAGGUGGCGACCUUUUUGGGUUAUGGCACGGAAGGUGCACGUUUUGUGUUUGGCGAUUUUCUAAUUGACAAUGACGUCUUUGCCUUUGCCAUAUUGCCAGUGAUCUUCUUUUUCAGCUUCUUUAUAUCGGUGCUCUACUAUUUGGGCACCAUGCAGUGGGUGGUGAUCAAGCUGGGCUGGAUACUGCAGGCGAUAUUGGGCACAACGGUCUGUGAGAGCGUUACGGCUGCUGCCAACAUAUUUCUGGGCAUGUCCGAGAGUCCGAUGCUAAUAAGACCCUACAUACACAAGCUGACCAAGAGCGAGAUACACAGCAUUAUGGUGUCGGGCUUUGCCACCGUUUCGGGCACCGUGCUGGCCGCAUAUUUAUCCUUUGGCGCAUCUCCGGCGCAUUUGAUCACAUCAUCUGUGAUGGCCGCGCCCGCCACACUGGCCAUAUCCAAGCUGUAUAUGCCCGAAACUGAGGUUAGCCAAACCUCCAGCGAUACCAUAGAGCUCGAGAAAUCCGAGGAUGCCUCUUUAUUGGAUGCCGCUUCGAGUGGCGCCUCCAAUGCCGUGCCCAUUGUGCUGGGCAUUAUUGCCAAUAUUGUGGCCUUUGUGGCAUUCGUUGCCUUUUUGAACGGCAUUGUCAGCUGGCUGGGCUUUCUCAUUGGCCACGAGGAGGUGGACUUUGAGUGGAUAUUCUCCAAGCUCUUCAUACCGCUGGCCUGGGCCAUGGGCGUGCACAAGGACGACUGCGAUAAUAUUGCCAAAGUGAUCGCCACCAAGACCAUCAUCAACGAGUUUGUGGCCUACGAACGUUUGGGUCUACUGAUUGAAAAUAAUCAAAUUCAAGCUCGCAGCGCCGGCAUUGCCACCUUCGCCAUCUGCGGCUUUGCCAAUCCCAGCUCCUUGGGCAUACUCAUUGGCUCCUUGAGCGCGAUGGCACCCAAGAGGCGGUCCACCAUCACCUCGGUGGCCUUUCGCGCUUUUAUCGUGGGCAGCAUUGUCUGCUUCAUAUCGGCCAGUUUUGCAGGCAUUUUAAUCCAGGAGGAGGAGCAGCAGGUGAUUUAUACUAAAAUCUUCGAAAAACUGGGACAGCGCAACGUGACCAGGUUUAAGUUUAAACUUAGUUAAUAUAUAGACUUACUUAACUAGAAUUUGUUACAGUGCUUAGCUAAUUGCUGUUAUCAUAUCUGCCUGAAUAAGACAGAUUUUUUAAUUAAAAAACGUUUAGAUUAAUUAAAAA